Messenger RNA from Didymodactylos carnosus, 1416 nucleotides. Lineage: Eukaryota; Metazoa; Rotifera; Eurotatoria; Philodinida; Philodinidae. The record is from the annotation of a GenBank genome assembly.
AUGGAUAAUCCUAUGUACAAAAGACAAGUUCCUGAUAUGGAUCCAGUUCAUACACAAAUUGAUUUCAAUAAAACCCGAUUAGCAGUUGAUGAUCUAAAACCAGUUGUCGAAACACCCUUCCAAAAAUUUCAAUAUAAAUUACGUCGAAUGAUUGAAAGUAUUAUUUUUCGAUUAAUCAUUGCAGUAUUAUUUUUGGCUGAUAUUAUUAUAAUUAUCAUUACAGUUACUAAAGGCUUUCAAAAAAAGUCUACUACAGUACUAGAUUGGGUAAGUUUAUGUUUAUCAAUAAUAUUCAUGAUGGAUAUAUUUAUACGUAUUACAGCUCAAGGACGAGAAUUUUUUCAAAAAAAAUUAGAAAUACUUGAUCUUCUUGUUAUCAGUGUUGGUCUUAUAGUAAAUAUUGUUUUAGUGGCAUUGGAAGCACAAUUGAGAAACGGACACAUAUUGAAAUUUAUUAUAGUACCCCGAAUUUUUCGUGUUUUUAAUUUAAUAAGAACAUUACGUAUACUCGGUCAUCGUGAACAUUUCAAAAUUGCUAAUAGACAUUUAGUUGGACAAAAUAAACGACGAUUUGUUGGAAAUGGAUAUGAUUUAGAUUUAUGUUAUGUAACAAGUGAACGUUGUUACGAAACGGAUUAUUUUCAUCGUGUUGAACGUGUCCUAAUAAAUGAUCAUAAUGUACCAAGAUUAAGUGAUACAAUUCGACUGGCCAAUUCAGUUACUGAAUGGUUCCAAGAGUCAUCAGACAAUGUUAUUGCCAUUCAUUGUAAAGGUGGUAAAGGUCGUACAGGAACAAUGAUUGCUGUGGCAUUAUUAAAAACUGGUGUUUGUAAGACAGCUUCAGAGGCAUUACAAUUUUUUGCUGAAGCACGAACAGAUUUACGACAUGGGAAAACAUUUCAGGGUGUUGAAACACCGUCACAAACUCGUUAUGUUGGAUAUUAUGAAAAAAUUUUACAUAAUUAUAAUAAUGAAAUGCCACCUCCACAAUUAUUACGAUUAAAAUCCAUUACUAUUACAUCAAUUGCUAGCAUUGGUAAUGGUGAUGGUAGUGAUUUAUGGUUUACAGUGUCAAACUAUGACGAAGUAUUUGGUAAAUUUGCAUUUCAGGAAAAAGCAGAAAAUUAUAAUAUUUGCAAAAUUGAACAUAAUGUUGCCAAUGAUGAUAUAAUAAUAUCUGAUAUUAAUCUACAAGUAUUAAAAGGUGAUGUGAAAUUUAUGUUUUUUUCAACAAAUAAACGUGUUCCAAAAAAUUAUGAUGCAUGUGCAUUUUAUUUCUGGUUAAACACUUCAUUCAUUGAACAAAACUCUCUAUUAUUGACAAGAGAAGAAUUGGAUAAUCCACAUAAAUCAAAAACAUGGCAUAUAUUUAAAGAAAAUUUUUCUGUUCGACUUCAAUUUGAUAUUGGAGAAUAA